AGUGUAAAGUGGGCGUGUGUCAGCGUUCAAAGCCAUGCUGCUCACCCUGAGAUUGCAGUAAAGGACAGUGAAGAGGACAGCAGAGAGGACGUCAUGGCCAUGCUGGUGAAAUUGCUGUCUCUUCUUUGUCACCUGGCUGUCUCACUGGCGGCUCCUGUGCCGUGUGAGCAUAGAGUGGCCAGUCUGGAGGAAGAGAUUAAGGUGCUGAGAAACGUGAUCGACAACCAGCACGGAUACAUCCUGGAGCUCCACAGCCACCAGGCUCAGCAGCUGGAGCACAUUCCUAACUCACAUCUGGGCCCCCAAAACCUCUACAGAGAUUGCUCGGAGGUGUUUGCUGAUGGGAAUGUGGCCAGCGGUUUGUAUGUGAUUCGGCCCGACGGUUCCCCCACUGUGCUCAGUGUGUACUGCGACAUGAACGAUGGGGGAGGAUGGACUCUCUUCCAGAGAAGGAAAGAUGGCAAAGAAAGCUUUGACAGAGCGUGGGUGGAGUACAAGCAUGGAUUUGGAGACCUCCACUCUCCUUCCGGAGAGUUCUGGCUGGGCAAUGAUGCUCUCCACCAUCUUUCCUCCCAAGGAACGUAUGACAUGCGUAUUAACAUGGAGGACUUUGAGGGAAAAACCCGCUUUGCAGAAUACAAGAACUUUCGUGUGGACAGCGAAAAGGACCAGUAUCAGUUGCAUUUAGGGGACUACAGUGGCGAUGCAGGGGAUGCUCUCGCUGAUGUGCACUCCGGCCAGCAUCCAGCUGCGGUAAAAUUCAGCACAUACGACAAGCAGCCUGGUGGAGAUGCCAAGUGUGUACGGCACAGCAAGUCCGGCUGGUGGUUCAGCAGGUGUGAUUCCGGGAAUCUGAACGGCCAUUACUACAGAGGUCCGUACCAAGCAAUGACUGACGACGGGGUGGUGUGGUACACGUGGCACGGGUGGUGGUACUCCAUCAAAUCUGUGGUCAUGAUGGUACGUGCUGCUGACCUUGACCAUCCACAGGCCAUUUCACAGCCGAUCAAAGCAGCACGUGGUAUCACUUAUCUUGGCCACUGAGUACUUUGCUACCGAGUACUACCAUCAUGACGGAGAGUAUUAUGCAGUUAUUUUGUUGUAAUUGAGCGCCAGCAAUAAAAACAUGACUACGA
This is a messenger RNA of Doryrhamphus excisus (bluestripe pipefish), 1136 nucleotides long. Its product is annotated as fibrinogen-like protein 1. Gene Ontology annotation, biological process: fibrinolysis; blood coagulation; blood coagulation, common pathway. Gene Ontology annotation, cellular component: fibrinogen complex. The record is from RefSeq and is a predicted model, not a curated record. NCBI's taxonomy places the organism in Eukaryota, Metazoa, Chordata, Actinopteri, Syngnathiformes, Syngnathidae. Gene Ontology annotation, molecular function: extracellular matrix structural constituent; protein-macromolecule adaptor activity.